Molecule: messenger RNA, 1839 nt
Organism: Closterium sp. NIES-65
Lineage: Eukaryota; Viridiplantae; Streptophyta; Zygnematophyceae; Desmidiales; Closteriaceae
Source: the annotation of a GenBank genome assembly
AUGCUCUCUCACGUAAUCUCCCAUGCGCUCUCUCACGGGCUCUCACACAUUCCGUCGCACUCCCUCUUGCGCAUUCUCUCUCUCACGCGCUCUCUCAUGCACACUCUCUCGCACUCUCUCUCGCACACUCUCACGCGCUCUUUGAUGCAAUCUCUCACGCGCUCCUUCACGCGCUCUCUCACGCACUCUCUCACGCACUCUCUCACGCACUCUCACACGCUCUCUAACACGCGCUCUUUCACUUGCUCUCUCCCGCUCUCCCUCACGCACUCUCUCAUGCGCUCUCUCACGGGCUCUCACGCACUCCCUCAUGUGCUCUCUCUCGCGCACUCUCUUGCGCAUUCCCUCUGUCACGCGCUGUUUCUCGCGCACUCCCACGCACUCUCUCACGCGCUCUCUCAUGCGCGCCGCAUUCUCACGCGCUCCAUCACGCGUACUCUCUCGCGCAUUCUCUCCCUCACGCGCUCUCCCGCGCGUUCUCUUGCACAUUCUCUCUCUCACGCGCUCUCUCAUGCACACUCUCUCGGACACUCUCUCACACACUCUCACGCGCUCUUUGAUGCAAUCUCUCAUGCGCUCCUUCACGCGCUCUCUCACGCACUCUCUCAUGCACUCUCUCACACGCUCUCUGACACGCGCUCCCUCACAUGCUCUCUCACGCACUCUCUCACGCACUCUCUCACGCGCUCUCUUACGCACUCUCUCACGGGCUCUCACACACUCCCUCACGUGCUCUCUCUUGCGCACUCUCUUGCGCAUUCCCUCUGUCACGCGCUUCUCACGCGCUCCCUCACGCGCACUCUCUCGCGCAUUCUCUCUCUCACCCGCUCUCCCGCGCGCUCUCUUGCGCGCUCUCUCACGCGCUCUCUCCCUCGCACUCUCACUCACACUCUCGCGCACUCUCACGCACACUCUCACGCGCUCUCUCACAUGCUCUCUCACGUAAUCUCUGAUGUGCUCUCUCACGGGCUCUCAUGCAUUCCGUCGCACUCCCUCUCGCGCACUCUCCUGCGCAUUCUCUCUCUCACGCGCUCUCUCAUGCAAACUCUCUCGCACACUCUGACGCGCUCUUUGAUGCAAUCUCUCAUGCGCUCCUUCACGCGCUCUCUCACACACUCUCUCACACACUCGCCCACGCGCUCUCUCACGCGCUCUCACGGUCUCUCUCACGCGCUCUCUCACGGGCUCUCACGCACUCCCUCACGUGCUCUCUCUUGCGCAAUCUCUCACUCGCUCCUUCACGCUCUCUUUAAUGCAAUCUCUCACGCGCUCCUUCACGCGCUCUCUCACGCACUCUCUCACGCACUCUCUCACGCGCUCUCUGACACGCACUCUCUUAUCUGCUCUCUCACGCACUCUCUCACGCACUCUCUCACGCGCUCUCUCACGCGCUCUCUCACGGGCUCUCAUGCACUCCCUCACGUGCUCUCUCUCGCGCACUCUCUUGCGCAUUCCCUCUGUCACGCGCUCUUUCUCGCGCACUCCCACUCGCACUCCCAUGCGCUCUCUCACACGCUCUCUGACGCGCUCUCUCUCGUGGACUCUCACGCGCACUCGCUCUCUCACGCGCUCCCUCACGCGCUCUCUCACCCACUCUUUCGCGCGCUCCCUCACGCGCUCUCUCACGCGCACUCUCAUGCGCUCUCUCACUCGCACUCUCACGUGCACUCUCACGCGCAUUCUCAUGCGCACUCUCACACGCUCUCACACUCUCCUUCGCGCGCUCUCUCACGUGCUCUCUCACACACUCUCUCACGCGCUCUUGCACGAGCUCUCGCAUGCGCACUCUCACGCGCUCCCGUGCACACGCUCCCCCUCGCGCUCCUCUUCUUUAAAUAG